AUGUACGACAAACUAGUCAUACUAGUGCUACUACAAGUUUGCUUCGCGCCAGUGAGAUGUCGCCAAGGAAUCUCUUCUUAUGAUAAACCACAGCAAGCCAUGCGCGGAGGAAAAACGGGGAAUGAAAUAAGAGAAGAAACUUCACGAGACUCCCUUAUAACAGGUACGAACGAGCUCCCAGAUUGACAGAUUGAAGACAGUUUUGAAAAUUAGAUACGAUAAUUUUUUUCACUCUUUCCUCCAUAGACGAGUUGGUAUAUAACUAGUUUGAAUAUCAAUGUUCUUUCUCCUGUGCUUCUGGCCAUAACUUGGACAAACAUUUAUAAUUCCUGAUACACUUGUGACACUCAAUUUUACUAAGAGUGAGUUUGGCUGGUGUGGAGGAGAGCUUAAUUCUAAACGUAAUUUAAAGAGUUGGUAAAUAGUUUUAAUCAGCACUCAUAAGGCGAGAAACUUUAUUCAUUUCUCACUUUUUAUCUGUUGCAAUGGCAACUGCCCAAUGAAGCUUAACUCAACAGCCACUGUGAUUAUCAAUGAUCAAGUUUUUUCCCUUAACGAGCCGGAAAAGUAAUCCUUGCUCCUGAUAUUUAAACAUCACGUUAUUAUGUUUUCGUCGCAUCACAUUACGUUUGCCUGUUCUAUCCAUCUGUUGUGUUGCUGUCGAUGUUGUCCGAAAACUCUACUAGAUUCACUGUGUCUCUGAAUUAUCACUCAUCCGUAUGUCAUAUUCAAACAGGAGUUCAUCGCACAUAUAUUAGAUAAUUCAUAUUUUGACCGGUGGGUGAUAAAAAAUAGCAAAAUGAUCCUCAAGUGAACUGAAAUUGACUGAGAAAAUGCCGAAAAAGAGGAAUGAAAAUUCAGACUUAGAGGACCUUCGAAUUCGAACCUUGUGGUGACUUGAUUCUUUUCAGUCUUGUUAUCUGCAUUUACUUCAAUUGCAAUUUACCUGAAAGAGUCAUUUAGUAAUAUUAAUAGUAUAUAUUGGGAAAAUUUCUAGUUCACUAAUGAAUCCUCCAUCAUGGAUCCUUAAAUGGAUGGAUCAGUACAAAUGCUCAGCUUUACUAGCUUUAUUUUAACUUCAACAGAAGCUGAUUCUUCGCUCCAUUACUCAGAUGAUAGUAAAUGAUUGACUUUGGUUCAUUUUUAACAGUUAUGUGACUAUUGAGUUAUUAAGAGAAAAGGAAGCACAUCUGAAUCAUUUUUUCCGAGGGAACUUCUUCGAAAUAUGGUAUUAUUCCUUGUGCAGAAAGAUUGCUUGGCAAAACUUCUGAAUAGUGUUAUGACACUUCCUUUUCAGAUGAUGAAGUCUCUGUUGAGUGCUUACAGAAUGACAUGCUCAUUGCUAUUCCCAAGUCCGUGCUCCGUGGCACAGACCGUGAGCAUAUCAGAGCCCUGGACGUGAAUUGCGGGGCAACCGACAAUUUAACUCACUUUAUCCUUGACGUUCCGCUGACCGGUUGCGGAACAAAGAGCAGGCACACAAACUCGUCAGUUAUUUACAGCAAUGAAGCUCUGCCUGUCCCGCCUGUAGCAGAGGACAUCGUCUCUCACGUGCCCGAUUUCCAGAUUCCGUUUCAUUGUUAUUACGACAGUGAGGGACUGGUGUCAGGAGUUGGACUCAUGCCACGAAGCGAGAAAGUUAUUUUCUCCGAAAAAGGCUUCGGCAAAUUCACUAUGAGGCUAGAACUCUUCCCAGACCUCAGGUUUGAAUGAGAUAAUGCAGACACCACACGAUCUCAAGGAGUGCACUCCCGGGUUACAGCAUUCCAAAGCAAAAUGGUUUGCGCGGUUAAGCCGGCAUCAUUAGAAAAAACAAGCCAGGCGCUCUCAUUCUUCGGAAUAUUGAUUUGGGAAAAUUAUUUAAUUCCUUUCAAACAAAAUUUCUCAGUUUUUUUUAUUCGCAAAAAGCCUCUCCUACUGAGUUUCCCUAGAAAAUAUUUCGGCAGUUUAAAUGGAAAAAAUGUCAUAAAACACGAUACUUUCGAUAUUGGCACUGAUCCUAGCUGUAGAUAGAAUCUUUGUCAUAUAUCGCCUGGCUAACAAACGAGCGAAAGGAAGCAUUUUGAGGUCACUUUCUUUGUGCAACUCGAACUUGUCUCAGAAUUCAUAGGUUUGAUUUCACCUCUAACAUAAAGUCGGCUGUAAACUAGUACUGUGUUAGUUUAAGCUAAGCGCCGAAAGACUGAGAAUUAAAUCUGGACAAUAGCGUCGUUCAGGAGAUUGCUUACCUCCAUCUCAUUAUUUUCUAGCCGAUAAGUUAUAUAAUGCAUUGUAGUAAACCUUAAUUUAUCGUCAUUUAAUAUACUCAUGCCAUCUUCUAGCCAGUAAGUAAGCAAAUACCAACCUAUUUCAAACCAAUUACACUCUGUUUUAAGAGGAGAAUAGUAUUUCAACAGCUGCAAAACAAACUUAGCAUUUGAAAUUAUGCUGAUUUAGCUUUUCAAUAUCAUUUCAGGUUUGUUGGCCCAUAUACUCAAGACGACUACCCCAUUUCAUUAAGACUGCGCCAAAAAAUAUUCUUUGAGGCAUCUGUUGACACCAUUGACCACAGGCUGACCAUCCUCGCCAGGGAAUGUUUUGCAACGCCCAGUCCCGACAUUAACAGCUCACCCAAAUAUUGGAUCAUCAAGAAUGGGUAACUUGAAAGCGUCCAGCUUAUUAAAUAAUUUUUACAUAAUUCUCCUUGCAAAAAUAAUAUAACACAUGGAUAUAAGUUUCAAGGUGGUUUAUGUCGUUAUGAAAAGAUUAGAAGGGAGCGUAGGAAAUGAACACACUUGAAUCCUUCAAAUACGUAAGAUUUAAGAUCUUAUUUGUUCUGUGUCUAACCUAUAUAUAUCAUAACAAUGCAUACUAAAUAUUGCUUCGCUUCUUACUAGACCAAACAAACUAAAUUUUCAGUAAAUCUACAUGACUAAGGAGAAUUUUCAGUCAAAUUGGGUUCAGUUCUUUUUCUUAUUUUGUUUCGUCUCCAAUUUGAUUUCAUCUUUUAUUCACUUUUAUGAUAAUAAUUACUGUCUCACACCUUUUCUUUUUUUCACUCAUAACAGCUGCAAAGUGGAUGAGACACUCGAAUAUCACCCGGCCAAUGAGAGAUCUGAGCGCUUUAGUUUGGAAAGUUUCAAAUUCAUCGGAGAGCAUCCAUUCGUCUUUGUGCAUUGCCAUAUAAGGGUUUGUAACCAUUCGGAUCCAGAAUCCAAAUGCGUACGCAUCUGUGAAGAUCGAAGGAAACGUGACGUUAAUGUUGUGCCGGAGAGCGUCGAUGACGUUUAUCCUCUUGCCCAGGGCCCUAUCACGUUAAGAAAGGAAGAACUCAAAGAUGAAAUGGCGACUAACACUAUUAGAAAUGGUGAGAUAUUUAAAAAUGAUCUCAGUAAUAGCUUUGUUUGUAUUGCACCUAAAUUCUAUUGUAUUCGUUUGCGUCAUCAGAAACAAAACAAAAAUACUGAGCUUUAUAAUGGGUUAAAGGAAUAAAUUCUUUGGGGAGAAAUCAGAUAAACAAAAAAAACAAACAAACAAACAAAGAAGCAGGUAAAAGGCUUUGAAGAAAAAUAUUUACAUGACUGAAUCUUUUCGUUAUCGUUUUUCUCAGGUCCAUCUGCACUCGUUAUUGCCACUGCGACUGUAUUAUUAGCACUGAGCGCGCUGGGUGCAGCGCUUCUCAUAAGACACAAGAGGAAGUUGGUACAUGAAUACAAGACUCUUGUCCAAGAAAUUCAAAGCUAAAAAAGUGUGAUCAUAUUUGAAUACAAUGUUUUGAUCAUCUGUUUAAUAUACAAUACAUGAGAAAAAAGCCGCUUAAAAGCUUACCUUUUUUCCGACGAGAAAGAUAUUUAUCGGUCAAGUAAGGUAUGAAAAGCCAAAGGAAUGACUAUGAAAGAUGUUACCUUUGAAAAGAAACUGAGCAGAAUACGACAAUUUGCUUUUCACAACUGGUAACAAAAAGAUUAAUAGCCGUGAUCUUCAAAUUUGUAUGUUUACUUUUAACUUCUUAGGCAGAUGGUACGAGUUUUUUUCCACUCUGGAAAUAGCAACUGAGUCUGUUCUUGAGUCUGUUCGUUUUGUAAAUAGGGAUGUGAUAUCUACGACUAUUUCUUAGAUUAAAACUAUCUUUAUUUGGU
Molecule: messenger RNA, 4118 nt
Organism: Pocillopora meandrina
Lineage: Eukaryota; Metazoa; Cnidaria; Anthozoa; Scleractinia; Pocilloporidae
Source: the annotation of a GenBank genome assembly